AUGUCAGCUAAAAAGCAAAGCGCGAUCACUUCGUUCUUCACACGAACUCCUAAAGCUGAAAAUUUGGAGAAAAAUGAGAAUGAAAAUCCCAAGAAACCAGCAGAAAAUACGCCGCAGAAAAAACGAGUUGAAGAAAAUUUGAAGAAGAACAAUGGGGAGGAUUUGGUAGAAAUUAUAGAAAAAUUGCCGGAGAGAAAACGUCAAAUGGAAGUAAUCAAUGUGAGUAUUUGAAACUAUUUUUCGUUUUGCAUAUUGAACAAAUUUUUAAAACAAAUGUUUACAUUGUCAGUUGACUUCGCCGGAAAGAAAACGCCGCAAAGAAGAGACAGAGGUUAUUGUUGAGUCAUUUUCCGAUGUUUCUUUGACAACUGGUUGGUUUAAUGUUCCCGAAAAAUUUCGAAAAAUUAUCAUCGAUAUGAUGGAUUCAAAAACUCGUUGUCUUUUUGCGAUUUGCUCGAAGAAAUGUGAAGAAGAAGCGAAAGCAUCGAAAAACUAUUUAUUCAAAAUUCGCGCCGAUGGAGAAACAAUGGCUGAACGAAAAUUGCAUGUUGGACAUUCUGUUGUUAAUGGGUCUUCUGAUUUUGAUUAUACACUCGAGUUCCACUUAAUCAGAAAAGGAAAAACCAAGAAGAACCCGAAUCCAGCGCAUAGUACAAAAAUUGUCUAUAAAAAGUUAGUUUUUUUCAAAUUUAUUUGAUUAUCAAAUUAUGAGACGUUUCAGAGAGCGUAAUGGAAAAACUAUGUGGGAAAAAAUCGAGGAAGGCAUUCCAAGCGAUGUUAGAGUCAAAUAUCUGAAAAAACUUGUGGGAGGAGCUCGAAAAUCUCUCAAAGUCAUCGAAAUCGAAGAUAAAAUUGGUUCAUGCUAUUUGGCCGAUGUCAAAAAUUGCCCAAAUCUUGAAAAGGUUUUUGUGUCUAAUGGAGAUGUAAUACACGAGGAUUUCAUGACAAUCAAGCAGGUAAAUGACUAGAAAAAUCAAUCAUUUAUAAAAACUGUAAUAUUUUUAGAUCAAGUCAAUUAAGGAAGUUAAAAUUCGAGAAACACCUUUGAAUUUUCAAGACUUUCUUGAAUUCAAAGGAGAAAGAAUCUCAUUUCUCUCACCACGAUUCAACGAAAAGAGAUUGAAUGAUUAUUUAAAAAAGUUGAAAAAAGGAGAAGUUCAUCGAAAUGCGAACUAUAUUACAAUCAAUUUCAAGCUUCGCAGAACUGAAUUAUCACCAAAAGAUGUUAAAGAGGGAAUCAAAACUUAUGAUAGUCGACCAAAGCGUUAUGAAUACAAUUUUAAAAGCUAUUUGGAUUAUGAAAGAAAUGAUGAAAAACACUUUAUGGAAGUUUGCAUGAACCGAAGAAAUGUUUUCAUUUCGAUCUUUUCUGUUAAAGAACUUGAAUAA
Messenger RNA from Caenorhabditis angaria, 1389 nucleotides. Lineage: Eukaryota; Metazoa; Nematoda; Chromadorea; Rhabditida; Rhabditidae. The record is from the annotation of a GenBank genome assembly.